AUGUAUGACCAAGAAGCUAAGAGGGCGAUUUUGGGAGCGCGUUCGGAAGCGCUUUUAGGAGCGCAUUCGGGAGCGCUUUUAGGAGCGCAUUCGGGAGCGCUUUUAGGAGCGCAUUCGGGAGCGCAUUUAGGAGCGCAAUCGGGGGCGCAUUCGGGAGCGCUUUUAGGAGCGCAUUCGGGGGCACAUUUAGGAGCGCAAUCGGGGGCGCAUUCGGGAGCGCUUUUAGGAGCGCAUUCGGGGGCACAUUUAGGAGCGCAUUCGGGAGCGCAUUUAGGAACACAACUGCCACCUCCACAGAAAGCGCAACCAACACCACUUAUAACGGGAACGCUAACGCUAUGUGAAAAGGAUUCUAUUCAAGACAAAACAGCAUUUAUGCUUCCAUUCACUAUGAUCAUCUCGGGCCCCAAAGCUAGUGGUCAGGAAUUUAAGGCCAGGAAAGUCCAAGAGCUCAUGAAAAAGGAGGAAAUCCAUUACUUUCCUACCCAAAAUGAAACAAAGGCGUCGACAUCAGAAAGGGCCAUUUUGACUAGAAGGCCCGACUCAUGCGCUACUUAUCGCUUAGCAAGAGAACAGCUACAACUUUUCCUGAAUAUAUCAGGAAAAACAAAAGUUGUGCGUGUAAACGAGGGAAGCACAAUUGAAGAAUUGUUUAAGGAGUGUGGCAAAGUUUCUGGAAUCCCGAAAGAAGAAAUACGACUAAUUAAAGGAAUACAUGAAUUGAGAUGUAACGAUAGCUCGGGCAACAUCACCUACUUGAAAAAUUACGGCAUCGACAAUGAAUCCAAUUUGUUCUUAGUUAUGCGCCUGAAAGGGGGGUCAGCUGCAUAUGGUACAGACUUUAAGCUGACAAUUACAGAGGAUUCUUUCUAUGGUGAUAAAGAUGGGCCAAAAACAAGGAUGUCAUGUUCUCACGUUGUUGGGCCAGAGUCAUUGACGAAUUGUGUCAACUCGCAACUGGGCGAUGGAAAAUUUGAAUUAAAAUGUCCACUUUGUAAUGAGCUGUGGUCGAAUAUUGAAAUCAGGAAAAAGGCAUUGUUAACAAAGAAAGACUAUUCCGAUAUGGAACAAACAAUUUCUAAAAAUUUCAUAAAUUCUAAAGGGUCCGAAAUUAAACAAUGUCCAGGAUGUUCCACUUUCUGCUCAAGAAUCGGAAAUCAUCAAAGACUUCACUGUAGAUUGUGCACAAGCAAUAAAAAAACAGCUUUUGAUUUCUGUUGGAUUUGCCUACGAACAUGGAAGUCAACAAGUUCAGAUGGAUGCGGAAAUUUUAACUGCGAUAAAAAGACACCCGUUCUGCAAACUUUAAAAGAGUGUGACAGAAAAAUCAUCGUUGGGGUUCCAAACUGCCCUUCGAUUCGAGCCUGUCCCAAAUGCGGACAAUUGAUAGAACAUACCGAAGCUUGCAAACACAUGGCUUGUAGGUGUGGACAAGAGUUUUGUUUUAUAUGCCUAAAGAUGAAAGAUUCAUCAGGAAAAUUCCAAUGCGGAUCAUACAAGACAAAAUGCGCCGUAGCUCCAGUGCAGACAACUAUAAACGAAUAAUAGUAUGUAGACACUAGAAGUGCUGAAGUUCAACGCAGAUAGAGCUGGAAACACAACCUUAAACAUAUACCUAUGUGUUUUGUUUUUUGUUUGCUUUAUUUUGUGUGUUCAUGUUCUAGUCUUUAGUUUGUCAAUAAUCAGUCUGGGCGGAAGAAAGAGUGAUGUGUUGUCUGUUUGCGUUGUUUGUGCGUUUGUAUCUUUUGUUCAGUGUCAUUAAGGCCCUACCUUGUUCCUUUAAACAUGAUUUAUAAUAGUGUUGUUGUUUUUAGUUUUUAUAAAUGAACCCGUCCCUUUACUUUUCAUUGCAUUGUUUUGAUAUGUUGUAAUUAUACAUAUUAAGGUUUAUUGUUUAAGAAGUCCGCAAUGCAAAAAGGUUGUUUUAAAGGACAAAAACAGAAACUCUUUAAAAACCGUGUGUGUUUAAUGUGAAAAUUCCUUAAUAAUAAUCAUUGUAUUUUGACUAAUGGGGUUUUCCCUGUAAUUUUCAUUGUACUUUUACCGUUUGUUCAAAUAAUACAGAUUAAGGUAUAUUAGACUAUUUAACUUCAACAGUUGUACGGAAACGAUUUUGAAAUUCAUUUAAGAAUCAGAUACUGACAAAACAACAAUUUUGGACAAAAAUGUAGCAAAAUACGUAUCGUUUUAAAAAGGAACAUUGCUUCGGGCGUAAGGCCACAUUUAUCUUUGGUAUUUACUUCACACUUAGACCAGGCUGUUCAUAAUCCACCUGUUCAUAUUGUACAUGUUUGAUAAGCACGAAAAAUACCAUAUUAUACAGCACUUCGCACUUUUGUCUCAUUAAGAAACAUGACUAUUGUAUUGAGAAGCAUUGUACAAAUUUCAUAGAUCCGCUCCAUGUAAAUGUAGACAUGAACUACAUUGUCAUUAAUCGCACUUUGUAUCCUGAUUUAAAAAAAAUCCUCUCUGUCUAAAAAUGGUUUGCUUAUUAUUAAUCAGAAUUGCAUGUACCUUGUUUUAAAUGACAAAUUAGAUAAUAAAAAUCACAGACAGUUGCUUGACAAAUGAUGAUAACU
Messenger RNA from Mya arenaria, 2579 nucleotides. RefSeq lists its product as uncharacterized. Gene Ontology annotation, biological process: negative regulation of protein phosphorylation; regulation of cellular response to oxidative stress; regulation of apoptotic process. The coding region runs from base 1 to 1545 and encodes 514 amino acids. Gene Ontology annotation, molecular function: ubiquitin protein ligase activity; ubiquitin conjugating enzyme binding. The transcript is spliced from 6 exons. The record is from RefSeq and is a predicted model, not a curated record. Lineage: Eukaryota; Metazoa; Mollusca; Bivalvia; Myida; Myidae. Gene Ontology annotation, cellular component: cytosol; Golgi apparatus; endoplasmic reticulum.